AUGGUGUGCACUAAAUGUGAAAAGAAAUUGGCAAAGGUGAUCUGCCCUGACAAGUGGAAGGACGGCGCCCGCAACACCACCGUCGGUACCUCAUCCACAGCCGGACGCAAGAUCGGCGAGAACAAGCUCCUGAGCAAAAAGCGAGUGACGGCAAAGUUCAACCCAUAUGCUAAUGCCAAGUGCAAAACAUGCAAGUCCAAAGUACAUCAGGACGCUGGACAAUGUGCGCUCUGCGGAGUGUCCAUUAUCGACACGUCCAAGUACAAGAUGUCGGCCAAGUAA
Messenger RNA from Linnemannia hyalina, 282 nucleotides. The record is from the annotation of a GenBank genome assembly. NCBI's taxonomy places the organism in Eukaryota, Fungi, Mortierellomycota, Mortierellomycetes, Mortierellales, Mortierellaceae.